Messenger RNA from Oryzias latipes (Japanese medaka), 2880 nucleotides. It is a transcript of the gene pip5k1ba, whose product is annotated as phosphatidylinositol-4-phosphate 5-kinase, type I, beta a. The record is from RefSeq and is a predicted model, not a curated record. Gene Ontology annotation, molecular function: 1-phosphatidylinositol-4-phosphate 5-kinase activity. Gene Ontology annotation, biological process: phosphatidylinositol phosphate biosynthetic process. Lineage: Eukaryota; Metazoa; Chordata; Actinopteri; Beloniformes; Adrianichthyidae. Gene Ontology annotation, cellular component: plasma membrane.
AAACAGGAAGGAAGUGGUGAGGAUGCUCCACAGCUCUUUGCUCCGUCGCCUUUAUCACUCAGUUCUGCUCUGCGUUUGGUUCACCAGCAGCUGUUUUACACCCAGAAUGCUCCUCCAGGAAUGGCCCACCUGGGAAAUGCAGUUUCGGUGAAGCAGAUCAAAGGUCACCUGCUGCGCUUUUCCAUUCACCACUGAGGGGAAGAAGGAAGUCGUUUCAGGAGGAAGAACUGCCGAACUUCCUCUGUUCAGGUUCUCUCAGCCAAAAAGAUGUCAGACAACACUUCCAUGAGUGAAAGAGAAGGAACCACGCGGCCCAGAGAGGCAGCCACACUCCGAAAGCCCAAUGCAGCAGCCCUGAAAGGAGCCAUCCAGCUGGGCAUUGGUUACGCCGUGGGAAACAUGAGCUCAAAACCAGACCGAGAUGUUCUCAUGCAAGACUUCUCUGUGGUGGAGACUGUCUUCCUGCCCAGCCAGGGUAGUACCCUGACCCCAGCACAUCACUUCCCAGACUUCCGUCUGAAAACUUACGCCCCGUUGGCUUUUCGCUACUUCAGGGAGCUGUUUGGCAUCAAACCAGACGAUUACCUGUACUCUAUGUGCAAUGAACCGCUGAUAGAGCUGUCCAACCCCGGCGCCAGCAGUUCCUGGUUCUACCUCACCAGCGAUGACGAAUUCAUCAUCAAGACGGUGCAGCACAAAGAGGCGGAGUUUCUGCAGAAGCUGCUUCCUGGCUACUACAUGAAUCUAAACCAGAACCCAAGAACCCUGCUGCCCAAGUUCUAUGGACUUUACUGCAUCCAGUGUGGCAGUGUGACCGUUCGCGUGGUGGUCAUGAACAACGUGCUGCCACGGGCCAUGACGAUGCACUACAAGUACGACCUGAAGGGUUCUUUGUACAAAAGACGAGCUUCACGCAAAGAACGUACCAAGUCUUCACCCACAUUCAAAGACCUGGACUUCAAAGAGACGCACGAGGGGCUGUACUUCGAUCCAGAAACCCACAAUGCGCUGAUGAAGACCCUUCAGAGAGACUGCCGGGUUCUGGAGAGCUUCAAGAUCAUGGAUUACAGUCUCCUGCUGGGCAUUCAUGUUCUGGAUAAGAAGCCACUGACCAGAGCAGGCAGGGGUGACAGCAAGAAAGGUCAGAAGGUCCUGUACUCCACGGCGCUGGAGUCCAUCCAGGGCUCAGUGAAGGAUCCGGAACCGGUGGCUGAUGACGACACAUUUGGGGGAAUUCCAGCCAAACACAGAGAUGAGAACCUGCUCAUCUUUUUAGGAAUCAUCGACAUCCUUCAGUCCUACAGGUUCAUCAAGAAGGUGGAGCAUUCCUGGAAGGCUCUUGUCCACGAUGGAGAUACAGUUUCCGUCCACAGACCCAGUUUUUACGCUGACAGAUUCCUGAAAUUCCUGAGCACCACUGUUUUCAAAAAGGCUCACUCUCUGAGAGGAACAUCCUCUAAGAGGAAGAAGAACUCGCUCUACACGACUAAGUACGCCUCCCAGGAGUUUCUGUCCUCACAGAAGGAGAAGGAGGAGAACAUGAAGGCGCUGAGCAUGAACAACCUAGAUGAAAGCUCAGUUGGCAGUUCCUCCAAACAACCAGACCUUCUUCCUGUCAAUCGAGAUUUUUCAAGAAAUGAAGACGAGCUGUCUGAAAACAGUGGUGACAGACGGGACUCCGCCUCCACCAUCGCUCUGGACGACGCUCUGCCCUCCCAUCAGUCAGACACGGAGCUGGACGUCUACCUGACUGACACAGACUCACCCACAGCCCCCGGCUGGACUUGAUCACUCUUUGUGUCCCAGCAUCCACAAAUUGAGGAUCCCUCUGAACAUGUGAACCCCCACCUCCAAAAAGCAGAAGACAUUAAGGUUAAAAACUACAAGCAACAGCAGACGGGCUCUGGUCUGCCGGCUCCAGUCUGCAUCUCUUUACCUUCCUGUCUGAGUCCUUUUCAUCAUGCCAAAUCAUCGGAGACCCAAGGAAUGAAUGAAGAAAUGAUCCCACGAAGUUCUGGAGGUUUUAUUUAUUGUCUCGAUUCAGAUCUAUGAAACACUGCUGAAAUGAAAACACUAUGAAGCUUGUCCGUCCUUUUAUGUUUGUUGCUUGCAAAUAUUUCCUUAAAUAGCAUGCAUAUUAUCCAAUCUGUUCAUUUUUUUCUGAUUCCUUUCUUUGUUUGUAGAAAAAAAAAUUUCCGGCGGCUGGAUCCCUGAAAACACAAGUUUUUAUCAAACAGUCAAUAAAAAUAGUAUUUCUGGGAUAUUAUACUUUGUUUUUGCAAUUAGAAUUCAUACUUAGCUGUUGAAAAUAUCUAUAGAAAGAGUGAUAGCAGAUAGUGUAAUUUAUGUUAAACUGUGCCAUUUUCUGCAACAUUAAAGAAUUUACUUAUUUUGUGAAAGGGUGCUCUCAAACAUCAACCUUAGCCUUAACUGCACUUCCAUUGCUUGCAACUUCGACAUGUUGGCAUUCCAAACAUAGAUCAACAAAAAUAACGUGCUAAAUAUUGUCACGUGUGUUGUUGCUACAGCAUAUUUCCAUUACACUGUUGUGUUUUUGAGACUUUCAGAUCCUAGCAUGGGAACAAACUUAAAAAAUAGUUAGCAUGCUAGCAGAGAGCUAAUGUGACUAAUUCAUCAAAUAUUUGUGGUCCUGUUAUCACGUGUGACCGUCUUUAUUCACUGUUCUGUUAUUUAAACAUCAAUUUCCCAUUUUCUGGGAGCUGAUUUUAGCCUCUGUCUGCCUUAAUUUCCUCAAUAUGUUACUGUGCCACUUCACCAGGAAAACUGUCCUCUAUGCUAGUUUAAAAACUGAAUGUGUGAUGACAUUGCCUUGUUUGCCUGUAGUUCUAAAGUAGCUUAUCAAAUAAAAUGAUGAGAUGA